AUGGCUGGCCAGCGUAACCGUGUAAAAGUCUAUAUCAGAGAGGAAGAUGAGACAUGGGAACCAAUAGGUACAGGAGAAAUAUCCUCCAAGUACAUCGAGCGCCUUCAGGGAGUUUGUCUUCUUGUUCACUCCGAAGAAGAUGGCUCGCUAAUUCUACAGUCCAAGAUACGUGGGACUACAAAUUAUCAGAAGCAAAAGGGACUGCUAAUUAUCUGGUCCGAAUCUGAAGACCAUGGUACGGCGCUAAGCUUUCAAGACCCGAAAUGUUGUACAGAUAUCUGGGAGGAUAUCUGCUUAGUUCAAGGUAAAGAUCCAUCUCUGGAAAAUACACAGGGGUUUUGGGAUGAUUCAGUAAACAACCAUGGAAUGCUACCAAUCAGUUAUCUCCCUGAGCUUCCAACCUGUGAAGUUGCUACCCUGGGUCAAAUUGCAGAUUUAAUUGGUUCUGUUUCCACCUCAAAUAUCCAAAGGGAAAGACUGGCUCUAAUCUUGGAAAGUGAAGAUUAUAUUAAACAACUAAUGAAGAUCUUUCAUACUUGUGAGAAUCUUCAGAAUACUGAAUGCUUACACCAUUUAUAUAACAUUAUUAAAGGCAUCUUAUUCUUUAAUAAGACUUCACUAUUUGACAUCAUGCUGUCUGAUGCAUAUAUUAUGGACGUUAUAGGGUGCCUGGAAUAUGAUCCCUGUUUGCCUGAGCCAAAAAGGCAUAGGGAAUUCUUAACCAAAAGUGCGAAGUUUAAGGAAGUUAUACCAAUAACAGACUCUGAACUAAGACACAAAAUACACCAGACAUACCUAGUGCAAUAUAUUCAUGACAUUCUUCUGCCUGUGCCAUCAAUCUUUGAUGAAAACCAUCUUUCCACCUUUACAACAUUUAUUUUUGCCAGAAAGGUUGAUAUUGUUAACAUGCUACAAGAAGACAAAAAGGUUUUAUUUGAAGUUUUUGCACAGUUAAAGGAUAAGACAACAGAUGAUGAAAAACGACGUGAACUGUUACUUUUCUUCAAGGAAUUCUGUGAAUUUUCCCAAGCAUUACAGAAUCAAAACAAGAUUGCACUAUUCCAAACAUUGAUACAACUUGGAAUCAUACCUGCUCUUAAAAUUGUAAUUAACAUGAAGGAUUUUCAAAUGAAGUCAAUGGCUACAGAUAUACUUACUUAUCUAGUGGACUAUAAUCCAUUCAUGGUCCAAAAAUGUGUCAUGGAGGAAGUUGAAGAAGGAGAAGAGAACGAACUCACCGUUAAUAUACUAAUUCAACAAAUGAUCCAUGAUACUGAUCCUGAGCUUGGAAAUGCCAUUAAUUUGAUGGUACUUCUUCGUUCUUUACUCAACCCAGUGAACAUGCUAGUAACGCCUGAUGAGUGUGAAAGAAUUGAAUUUCUGAAUUUCUUCUAUAGAUAUUGCAUGCAUAAUUUGAUAGCACCACUUUUAUGCACCACUUCAGAAGACAAAGAUGAUCUAUUUGAAUCUGAUGAAAACAAAUAUUGCCUUAACAAUUAUCAAACAGCACAGCUGCUCGGUUUAAUUUUAGAAUUACUAACAUUUUGUGCAGAACGUCACACAGACUACAUUAAGAACUAUAUACUGAAGAAAGAUUUGCUGAGAAGAGUCUUGAUGUUGAUGAAUUCAAAGCAUACUUUUUUGACCUUGGGUGCUGUCCGCUUCAUGCGAAUGAUAAUUAGCCUUCAAGAUGAACUGUAUAAUUGUUACAUCAUCACAGGCAAUCUUUUUGAACCAAUUGUACAAGCUUUUCUGCUUAAUGGUUCCCGAUACAAUAUGUUAAAUUCAGCUAUUAUUGAACUGUUUGAACAUAUAAGAUUGGAAAAUAUCAAGAGUCUUAUUGUGCAUGUAGUAGAAAAAUUUUACAAUGACUUUGAAUCAAUUGACUAUGUCCAGACUUUCAGAGGACUGAAGAUAAAAUAUGAAGAAGAAAAAGAAAGACGAAGCCGAAUAAGGAAGAAUUUACGUAGUCGACUGUGCAGUCAAGUAUUUCUCGAACAAGCUAGAGAAAUAAAAGAGAAUGAAGAAUUGUUUCUUAAGGAAAAUACAACCGAAGCAGUUCUGUUACCAAUGGAAAACAGCUCUACAGAUCAUUGUGAUGAAACAGCAAAUGAAAAUGAAAAAGAAAGCAAAGACCUUCCCCAAACUGAUGACCUGAGAUUAUAUUUACCUACUUCCGUUGCAGAUAACGCUGAAAGGAGUAUCCCACAAAUGCACGAUAAUGUUUCAGUGGAAAAUGCAGAAGGUAAAGAAGAAAAGGAAGAAGGUGAAAUGUCACCCAGUAAAAUGCUUCAUCUUAGCUCGUAA
Messenger RNA from Dipodomys spectabilis (banner-tailed kangaroo rat), 2307 nucleotides. RefSeq names its product serine/threonine-protein phosphatase 4 regulatory subunit 3B-like. Gene Ontology annotation, molecular function: protein phosphatase activator activity. The record is from RefSeq and is a predicted model, not a curated record. The transcript has a single exon. The coding region runs from base 1 to 2307 and encodes 768 amino acids. Gene Ontology annotation, cellular component: protein phosphatase 4 complex; nucleoplasm. Gene Ontology annotation, biological process: DNA damage response; protein dephosphorylation. Lineage: Eukaryota; Metazoa; Chordata; Mammalia; Rodentia; Heteromyidae.